Molecule: messenger RNA, 1665 nt
Organism: Tympanuchus pallidicinctus (lesser prairie-chicken)
Lineage: Eukaryota; Metazoa; Chordata; Aves; Galliformes; Phasianidae
Gene: EXOSC6
Product: exosome component 6
Exons: 1
Coding region: 104-937 (277 amino acids)
Biological process (GO): nuclear mRNA surveillance; poly(A)-dependent snoRNA 3'-end processing; U4 snRNA 3'-end processing
Cellular component (GO): nuclear exosome (RNase complex); nucleolus; cytoplasmic exosome (RNase complex)
Source: RefSeq, a predicted model, not a curated record
GCCGCUCAACGAACGCAGGCGCUGCGGAGCUGCCCGGGGGGCCGACCGAGGGCGGAGCGGAGCGGCCGGGGCUCCUCCUCCCUCCGCGCCCGCUUCCCCCGCCAUGCCGCUGGAUCACCGCCGCCUGCACGGCCCGGAGGACUCGCGGCCGCCGGAGCUUUGGGCGGCGCAGCCUCGCGACGGAGGAGGAGAGGAGGACGAGGAGAGCGGAGCGGCGCCGCGGGAUCCCUGCGCGCUUCGGCCGCUGUUCGCCCGCGCGGGGCUGCUGAGCCAGGCGGAAGGCUCCGCGUACGUGGAGCUGAGCGGCGGCACGAAGGUGCUGUGCGCCGCCUGGGGACCGCGGGAGGCGGCCGAGCCGGGGGGGGCGGUGGGAGCGGGGCGGCUGCUGUGCGAUUUCCGCCGGGCUCCUUUCUGCGCCCGCGGGGCCCGGCCCAGACCCGGGGGGGCGGCGGAGCGGGAGGCGGAGCGGGAAGCGGCGGCGGCGCUGCGGGAGGCGUUGGAGCCGGCGGUGCGGCUCUCCCGGUACCCGCGGGCGAGGCUGGUCGUCAGCGCCUUGCUGCUGCAGGACGGCGGCUCGGCCCUGGCCGCCGCCGUCAGCGCCGCGUCCCUCGCGUUGGCCGACGCGGGGGUGGAGAUGUACGAUUUGGCCGUGGGCUGCGCGCUGUGCCGCCCGCCGCCCGGCGACCGCGACGGUUCCGCGGCGGGGCCGUGGCUGCUGCAGCCCGGGGAGGCCGAGGAGCGCGGUUCCGCCGCCCGCCUGACGGUGGCGCUGUUGCCCGCCCUCAACCAGGUGUCGGCGGUGCUGGGCGGCGGCCGCGGGGGGGAGCCCGAGGGUUGGGCGGCGGCGCUGCGGCUGGGCGUGGAGGGCUGCCAGCGCCUUUACCCCGUGCUGCGGCACUGCCUGCUGCGCGCCGCGCGGCGCCGGGACGGGGCGUGAGGUGCGGGGCCUCGGGGAGCUCCGGAAUACGACCGGGGGGGAAGUGGUGGUGCCGGAGUCCCCCGGGAGCCGCCCUUGGUGCCGCCGGAGACCCCAUGAACGGCGCACGGUGACGCUGAGCCCGGUGGGUUUGUUUGAGCCGCUCCUCGCGCUGCCAAAGAUGCCCCAGGAGUGCCAGCAGGGACCCCCGGAGCUGCUCUUGAUGUCGACGACGACCUCGAGCCACCCCUGAUGCAACCAGAGCCCCCCAGAGCCGCUGCUGGUGCCAUCGCCGACCCCCUGGAGCCACCCUCGGUGCCAUCGGUGACCUCUGGAGCUGCUCUUGGUGUUGCCAGAGACCCCCAAGGCCUUACCUGAGCCACCCCUCGCACCAUUGGAGCCCCCCAGGACUGCCAUUGAGACCCACCAAGCUGCCCCCGGUGCCAUCUGAGAGGCUUACCUGAGACCGACAGAGACCCCCCUGGACUGCUUUCAAUGCCACCACAGACCCCCAGAGCUGCCCCUGCUGCCAGCAGAGACCCUUGGGGCCUCCUCAAACCACCCUCAGUACCAGCAGAGACCCCAGACCCAACCUGGUGCUGCCAGAGACACCAUGACAUCCUCCCCCCACCACAUCCCAGCACCUCGUGCCUCGUUGACUGCUGCCUAUGGCACCCCAGGGCAGGAGGACAGGUUGUGUUGUGUUGUUUUGGGUUUGUACAAUAAAAUUGUUCUGUUUUGUUUUUUUC